UCUGGAUUGACCACUGAAACAGCUGAUUGACGCCAACAAACAACGCGAAAUAGCUAAAAUUCUCAUUAAAAUGCAUUUAAAUUUAAAAAUUAAAUAGACUAAUCAAAAAUAAGUUGAUGCGCCGCUUGUUUACAUCGUUCAACGCCCAAAUAAUGUCGAAAAACAAAGGAAAAUCAAAGGCCACUGCUGAAAGUGCCAAAACCGAUGCACAAUCCACGCCGGCUAAAGAAAUCAGUCCGAUUUCCGUGGACAAAGGCGGGAAUAUAUGCAUCCAAAUCCUGGCAAAGCCGGGAGCCAAGCAGAAUGGAAUCACUGGGAUUGGGAUGGAGGGCGUGGGCGUCCAAAUAGCAGCUCCUCCAAGCGAGGGAGAAGCCAACGCAGAACUGGUCAAGUUCCUCUCCAAAGUUCUUGGUGUCCGAAAGAGCGAUGUAUCCCUGGACAAGGGAUCUCGAUCCCGCAACAAGAUAAUACUGAUCAGCAAGGGAGUGUCCACUGUGGAAGUCAUUGAGCAGCUGCUUCGAAAAGAAUCCGAAUCAUGAAGGUCACACUUCUCCCAAUAAAUACCCAUCCACAAUUUGAUUUUAAAACAA
Molecule: messenger RNA, 590 nt
Organism: Drosophila elegans
Lineage: Eukaryota; Metazoa; Arthropoda; Insecta; Diptera; Drosophilidae
Product: UPF0235 protein C15orf40 homolog
Exons: 1
Coding region: 117-539 (140 amino acids)
Cellular component (GO): cytoplasm
Source: RefSeq, a predicted model, not a curated record